Solanum tuberosum (potato) is the source of this 1168-nucleotide messenger RNA. Its product is annotated as dehydration-responsive element-binding protein 1E-like. The coding region runs from base 287 to 1003 and encodes 238 amino acids. NCBI's taxonomy places the organism in Eukaryota, Viridiplantae, Streptophyta, Magnoliopsida, Solanales, Solanaceae. The record is from RefSeq and is a predicted model, not a curated record. Gene Ontology annotation, molecular function: DNA-binding transcription factor activity; DNA binding. The transcript has a single exon. Gene Ontology annotation, biological process: regulation of DNA-templated transcription.
AGAGAAGUCGACAAAGUUUAUGUCCCAUUGAUGACCCAAAACAUAAAAAGGAAACGUAGCUUAUUUAUUGAAGCAUACCCCACAAAGAAAAAGAAAAGUUGUACUUGAAAUUGAUUUCCGUGCGUGUUCGUGUUUAUAUCGUAGGCACGUGCUUUCAUUUUCUUUCUUAAUUCAUAAUCCAAAAGUAUAUCAAAAUUCUAUAAAAACCACUUUCACAAUAUCAAUUCACAACACUUCAAACACCAAGAAAAUCUGUAGCUUGUUACAGGCUGACACGUGUCUAAAAAUGAAUAACAACUCUAGUUUGUACUCGUCAGAUCUCAACCCACUAAGUGCAACAACACCUUCCGAUGAGGAAGGAUUAAUACUAUUAUUAGCUUCAAGCCGGCCCAAGAAACGGGCCGGAAGGAAGAAGUUCAAGGAAACUCGCCACCCAGUUUAUAGGGGAGUGAGGAGGAGGAAUAACAACAAGUGGGUUUGCGAGCUACGUGAGCCUAGUCAACAAAAAAGAAUAUGGCUAGGGACUUACCCUACUCCUGAAAUGGCGGCUCGAGCUCACGAUGUUGCUGCAUUAGCACUUAGAGGUAAUCUAGCCACUCUGAACUUUGCUGACUCUCGUUGGCGGUUACCAGUGCCAGCAUCAAAGGACCCCAAGGACAUACGCCAAGCAGCCGUUAUAGCCGCACAAGCUUUUUCUCAGGAUACUGAAGUCGAUUAUAUGAAUGAGGAAGUUAAUUCCAAUACUACUGAUGAGAUUGAUAUUGCGAGGGUUAAUAAUGGGAGUAGUAGUGAUUUUAGCGCGAAGGAAUUGAGUAUGGAUAUGGAGAACAUUUUAUCUUGUAACGGGGGAGAAGAUAACUACAUGUUAGAGACGGAAGGAUGGCGAGAAAAGAUGGCCGAGGAGCUUUUGUUUUCACCAACUCCACGUUUAGGUAGUUGUUUCAGUUGGGAUGACGUGGAAACUAGCGACGUCGAGGUGUCUUUGUGGAGUUACAGUAUUUGAUACCAACUAGCCAGUUAAUUACAAUCUAGGAAUAGCAUUUUACAAAAAAGGAAAAAAAGAAAAGAAAAGGGAAUUAAUAGUCAACUAGAAUGAUGUUAUUAUGUACUCCCUCCGUCCCUAUUUACUUGUCCAUAUUUCCUUUUUUGGUUGUCCCUAUUUAGUUGU